AAGAAUUCGGUAAAGAUGAGAAGGAAAAAAGCAUGCAACAAGCGAAGAAGGGUGGCCUCAGGACUAUUCCUUUUAUCAUCGCAAAUGAAAUCUUUGAGAAGGUUGCAAGCCAAGGGCUUCUGGCAAACAUGAUCAUAUACCUCACAAAAGUUUACCAUAUGACCACUGCAACCGGUGCAAAUGUUCUCUUAAUAUGGUAUGCUCUGUCUAAUUUCAUGCCCAUUUUCGGCGCUUCCCUCUCUGAUUCCUACUUUGGUCGCUUCGGAGUCAUUGCACUGGGAUCAUUUAUAAGCUUAGCUGGAAUGCUUCUUCUGUGGUUGAGUGCCGCUCUCCCGGGAGCCAGGCCUGCAAACUGUGACGAUUCCUCUGGAAAUUGUAAUUCUGCCACUUCAUCUCAGCUUGCGCUCUUGUUCUCCUCUUUCGCUCUUAUUUCCAUUGGAGCUGGAGGCAUCAGGCCUUGUUCAUUAACCUUCGGCGCUGAUCAAUUGGAAAGGAAGGAUGAUCCACAGAACGAGAGGAAACUGCAAUCCUACUUCAAUUUUUAUUAUGCAUGCGUUGCAACCUCCAUCAUCGUUGCGGUUACUGUCAUUGUUUAUGUACAAGCUAAGGGAUUUAAUGUUGGAUUUGGCAUUCCGAGUGUCACUAUGAUGAUUGUGACGCCGCCGCAUUUUGGCAGAUAUCCUCUUUAUCGAAAAGUUAAACCGGAUAAGAGUUUGUUCUCGGGUUUUUCUCAAGUAUUUGUAGUGAGUGUGAAGAAUCGUCGCCUUUCAUUGCCACCCAAUACUACGCAUGGGUGGUAUCAUCACAAGAAGGGUUCUAGUCUCACAGUCCCCUCUGACAAGUUGAGGUUCCUGAACAAAGCCUGCAUUAUCCGAAACCCCGAAAAGCAACUAAACCCUGAUGGUUCAGCCAUCAAUCCAUGGACCCUAUGCACGGUCCAGCAAGUAGAAGACUUCAAAUCUGUGGUCCGUGUUCUGCCCCUCUGGUCAACCUGCAUUAUACCCGCCGUGGUCAUCAGCCAACACUCCUUCCCUGUGGUCCAGGCCAACACCAUGGACCGCCACGUCAGCCGUGAAUUCCAGAUCCCUGCAGGAUCCUUCGUCGUCUUCGGAAUCGUCACCCUAACCCUCUGGGUUGUAAUCUACGACAGAAUAAUCGUCCCUCCGCUCUCCAAGAUCACAGGCAGGCCUCGUGGUUUCAGCCUGAAACAGAGAAUGGGUAUAGGAUUUUUCCUCUCUAUUAUCGCUACAGCAACUGCUGCAUUAAUUGAAACAAAACGACGACAUAAAGCUAUUGAUCAGGGACUGCAGAACAAUGCGAAGGCUAUAGUCGACAUGUCUGCAAUGUGGCUUAUCCUGCAGCAUUGCCUAACCGGACUAUCUGAGGCUUUUUUCAUUAUUGGACAGAUUGAGUUCUACUACUCAGAGUUCCCCAAGAGUAUGGCAAGUAUUGGGGUAUCAUUGUUUGCUUUGGGGAUGGGGAUUGGGAAUUUGGUAGGGAGUUUGAUCGUUUCGGUGCUCGAGAGAGUUACAGGGAAGAAUGGAGGUGAGAGCUGGGUUGCUGAUAAUCUGAACAAAGGGCACUAUGACUAUUACUAUUGGCUUCUUGCAGUGUUGAGUGGGGUGAACUUCUUCUACUUCUUGGUUUGCAGCUGGAUUUAUGGAGAGGAGGGAUUGAAUAAGGUUCAUGCAGAGAAGGAAGAUGAUGUUGAUGAUGAUGAUGAUCAUACAGCAUUAGGAGAUGAGAUGCUUGAGAAGUCCCCGAAGAUUUCAGUUAUCCUGUGAGCUUCUUGGUUAAUAAUCAGCUGGUGUUGGUACUUUACUUGAUCAUUAUUAAAUAAUUCUUGAGGGGGACGAUUGAAAAUGAGUACCAUGCAUUAAACUGUUUAGGGUUUCCCUCUCUUUGCCUAAUCAUAGGUAGUGAUAAAACAGUGGAUUCAAAUGU
This is a messenger RNA of Asparagus officinalis (garden asparagus), 1944 nucleotides long. Its product is annotated as protein NRT1/ PTR FAMILY 1.2-like. Gene Ontology annotation, molecular function: transmembrane transporter activity. Gene Ontology annotation, cellular component: plasma membrane. Lineage: Eukaryota; Viridiplantae; Streptophyta; Magnoliopsida; Asparagales; Asparagaceae. The record is from RefSeq and is a predicted model, not a curated record. Gene Ontology annotation, biological process: transmembrane transport.